Lolium rigidum is the source of this 722-nucleotide messenger RNA. RefSeq names its product phosphopantothenate--cysteine ligase 2-like. The transcript is spliced from 3 exons. NCBI's taxonomy places the organism in Eukaryota, Viridiplantae, Streptophyta, Magnoliopsida, Poales, Poaceae. Bases 1 to 480 code for a protein of 159 amino acids. The record is from RefSeq and is a predicted model, not a curated record.
AUGAACACCACCGCCGCAACUACACUGCGCAGGAGCCAGCCGUUCCCUGCCGCCAUCCCGUUCCCCGGGAUCGGCUGGCGCUCGUCGUGCUACUCCCAGUACCCGCCGCCGCCGCCGGGAAGAGCUAAACAUAAAAUUGAUGCAGCAGUUGGCCCUUUGAACAUGCAACUCAGUCAAGUUCCUAAGAUGCUUUUCAUCCUCAGGAACCAUUGGGCACCUUCAGCAUUUUGUGUAUCCUUCAAGCUCGAGACAGAUCCGGACAUCCUUCUGCAGAAAGCCUUGAGAAAGUACGGUAUGAAUGUCGUGGUGGCAAACGAGCUAGCGAACUACAAAGACGUGGUUGUCAUGGUCACAAGUAGCGGGAAGACAACUGUUAGCAGGCGCAGCAAGGCAGACGACCUUGAGGAACAGCUCAUAGGUCUCCUGGUAAAGAUGCACUCGGAUAACAUUACGCGGCCCAAUCCAGACCAAGAAACAUGAGACGUUUUACUGAGAUGAGAAAGGCAAGUAUAUGCAAUCACUCGUGGCAUCUGCAUCCAAGUAUGUUAGAAGCUACAUAGAGCCGGUCAAGCCUGAUUCUAUCUUUGUUUUCACAUGAUGUUGGCGGUUUGCUGGUGACCGAUGGUCAUGGCGCGAAAUAAGUAGGCAAUGCGACCUGCAAGAACAGGAUGGAUCAUUAACAUCCUGUCCUGUUGUAAAAGGUGCUACAAAGAUAUACUAUC